This is a messenger RNA of Cephus cinctus (wheat stem sawfly), 1040 nucleotides long. RefSeq lists its product as uncharacterized. Lineage: Eukaryota; Metazoa; Arthropoda; Insecta; Hymenoptera; Cephidae. The transcript is spliced from 3 exons. Bases 67 to 1002 code for a protein of 311 amino acids. The record is from RefSeq and is a predicted model, not a curated record.
CGGCGAGACUGUCUGUUGUUUCCUGUUUUCGAGGUUGUUAGAGUUCUUGAUUAAUAUUAAUUGAAAAUGAAUCUAAUGAUCCAACCCAAAGGAAGUGCAACAGUCAAUGCUAUUAAGGAGUCAAUAUUAAAGGCCAAGCAUAAGUCGAGCUACUGUCUUGUCGAAACUCUUGAGAAAGAUCUGGCAGUAUUACAAUUAGAAAUUCGACAUGGGGUGAUUAUCGGAUCAGAAUUAGAUAUAAAACUUGAAUGGUUCAAUCAAGCGACCAAUUCGCUCGCUGGUAAAAUUCAAAGUCUUCAAAAAAUUGGGGAGACAUUGAAUACCUAUGAGAGAAAUGAGAUUAAAUAUUUUAUUAACAGAGUUUCAUCAUUCUGGAUGCGAGCCAACAAGCAGGUAUAUACACAAUUAUAUUUUAUUAGUCCAAGAAACGUCUCUAGCAAUAAAAAUUUGAUUCAGGUUUAUAGAGAAUAUGCGAAGAUACGUGUAGCCAGUCGUACUAUAUCUGGAACUCCUUUAUCUCUGCUUUUGGAGAAAAUUCGGAAAGAAGCUAAUGCUGUCAGAGUAUCCUUACAAAUAGGAGAAGUUAUAUACGAUCAGGAAUACGUAUCUAAAGGAUACUCUAUUUUUGAGGAGAUAUCAAAUUUAUUGCGUAGCCUUGAAAGAUGCGACGAGAAGAUUCAACAAUACUUGGCCAUAUGCAAGAUAACUCCAUAUCUAUUGGAACUUGAUAAAGCUGUUGAUAAAUUUGCUUCAAGUGCAGAUUUCUUAACCAUUUCUAAUACGACUACCUCAGAACUUAGUGCUUUCCCUGUUCUGGUGAAGCUUCUUACUGGGGAAUUAUUCGGUCAAGAUACUAUAAAUCCAAAUUCUGUGAUGGUGGAAUGUACGCAAAGGAAACCAGUCUUCAUUACAAAAAAUAAUAGGCGCAAAAUUGAUAUACCAAUAGUAGCACCGAUGAAGACUUCUAAGAAUUUAACUUAUAUCUGUACAGUUCCAAGUUAACAACAUUAUACCUUGUCAAUGAUUUUUGUUUUUUUCUG